This is a messenger RNA of Meloidogyne enterolobii, 827 nucleotides long. Lineage: Eukaryota; Metazoa; Nematoda; Chromadorea; Rhabditida; Meloidogynidae. The record is from the annotation of a GenBank genome assembly.
AUGCAGACAAAUCCCUCACCAAUUUGUAUUUCACAUGUUGCUAAAUAUUCUCAAAUGUGGAGAUAUUUUGAUAGAGGACUUUAUUUAUUUCUUAAAAAUCAGCUUUAUAUUCAAUUAAUAAAUUACCAAUUUAAUUGUAAAUAUCAAAAAUUAAAUUUUUAUUUAAAUUUUCCAAUAUUCCGUAAAAUACUAGCUACUUUAUCUGUUUUUAUUUUUGUUCUUAUUUGGCAUGGAUUUAAUUCUAAUUUUUGUUGGUGGGUUUCUCUAAGUGCUUUUGGACUUUUUAUUGAACGUUUGGCAAAUUCUGACAUAUUUUUAUUUAAUAAAUUUAUUCAAAAAAAUAUUUUAUUAAAAAUGUCAUUAGCAGCAAAUAUUCGAUUAAAGGCUAUUUUUAUGUUGACAACUUUAAUUCCUGGAAUAUUUGGAAUUUUCUUUUUUCUUGGACAUGGAUUAAUUGGAAAUUAUAUUUUCUUUAAAGUACUUAUAGAAGGAUUUAAACAAAUUUUUACUUUACAAAUUUAUAUUGGAAAUCCUGGAUGGGUAAUGGGACAUUUACUUAUUUUGGGUUAUUUCUUUAAUAAUGUUUCGCUUUUUAUUGAAGAAAAAAGGAAAGAAAAAUAAUUAUUAAUUUUUAAAGAUUUAUCUCAUAUACAUAUUUUCAUACAUAUAAACUAGGGUAGCUUCCCGAGCCCUCGGGGUCUGAAGUGUCAGGGAUCGGGGUUUGCCGAAAGGGCUGAUUUUUGGGUUGAUUUUUGGGUCGGAGUUCGUCGUAGUAGAGCCUUCGGGGUUUCGAAAAUCGUCGGGGUACGGGCAGCUACCCUAAUAUA